Drosophila yakuba is the source of this 1806-nucleotide messenger RNA. Its product is annotated as translation initiation factor IF-2. The coding region runs from base 767 to 1669 and encodes 300 amino acids. The record is from RefSeq and is a predicted model, not a curated record. Lineage: Eukaryota; Metazoa; Arthropoda; Insecta; Diptera; Drosophilidae. The transcript has 2 exons.
AAUUUGGGAGCAUUUUCGCCUAAAGAUUGCGCAAAUUAACAGGCUGCAGAAUGCACUAACUUAUGCGCAAUCAGUUGACCAUUCUUCCUGGUGGAUUAUCGCACAUCACUCAUACGCAGCGUUGCCUUGCAUAUUAAUGUGCAACAGUAGCAGAGUCCUUUGAAUAUUUAAUUAUGCGAUUUGCGGUUACCCAUAAUUUGUUAUUUACCCGCUGUUUACAUGUUGGCACAGAUAAUGGCAAUUAAAACACUGUGCUACACAGUUGCGAGCAGUCGAUGAUGGAACCAGUUUCCCAGCUAUCCAGCCAUCCAUCCAUCUGCUCGCUUUUUGCACGCGCUUUCCACUUUUCACAGCGUCUGGCGUUUUUCGUAUACGUUUUCAUUUUCAUUUGCGGACCAUUUACUUUGGUAAUCCAGUAUAAGUAUGUGAUGCAAUUGCUGGCCAUAAAUGGUGCACGCUUCCUAGGCACACCGAAAUGCGUGAACAGCGUUUGGAUUCGAUGUGAACCAGUUGGCCAAAUGCCAAUGCCGAUUGCUCCUCGACGCCUCUUGCUCCUCAGCUCUUCAGCUCUUCAUGUCCAUGACGCUUCCGGUCAGCGGGUCCAGGUCCAAGUCCAGGUAGAGCCGAUCUAGUCCGGUUGCAGCCAAUUGUUAACCCAAUUCACGAGCGGAGUUCGGGGAUCACAUCUGCGAUGGGAGUAUAUAAGCGCCGCUAUCGCUUAACUUCGCAGACACAAAUCGCGCACAGCAGCAGCAGUUAAGUCGUAAUGGCCAGAUAUCAGAGUAGCACUAGCAUCGGGAUCCUUGUGGUCCUACUGAUCGAUCAGCUGGCCAGCGCCCAGUUCGUGCCGGGCCCGAUAUCUGGCCCCAUUCCCCGCCAGCAGAGAUCGCUCUUUGGGCCCGGUCCGCCGCCCGGCUGGAGUAGCGGUGGCCUCAGUCACGGCUGGAACAGUCCCAGCUUCGAGUUCAGCCCGCUGCCGCCAUCCCACAGUCCGCAUGUGACCAAGGACGAGCUGCUGGCCCUGCUGGCCGCCUGGAAGGAUGUGGCCAAGCCGACGACUCCAGCGCCAGAACCAGAGCCCGAAGAGCCCGAACCCGAGCCGGAGACCACCACCCCUGCGCCGCCCGAGGAUGAGGACGAACCAGAGCCAGAGGCGCCAGCACCAGAGGCACCAGCUGGUCCACCACCGGGCGUGCCCAUUACCGUCUCCCUGCCCGCCCUGGUGCCCAUUCAACUGGCGGCCAUGUGGCAACAGCCGGCGCCCGGAGCAGCGCCCGGCGGACUGGGUCCUCUGAAUCUGGGCGGCUUGGGUCUGGGCGGUGGCAUUGCCCUGAACAAUCUCGGCGGCGGUGCGGCCGCAGCCGGAGGAGCUGCAGCGGUCGGUGGCGGAGGAGCGGCGGCCGCUGGCGCUGCGGCAGCGGCACGAUCCGGACUGGCACGCCCCAGAGCUCGGGCCAGGAUCGGAGGACGUGCGUCCAAUGCCCAGCAGCCAGCCAUACGCUUCCCGGUGGCCAAUCCGCGCAGCUUCACCUCGAACAACUAUGUGGCGCCCAGGCCGCGCUACUAUCGCGAUACGGAGCCCAUGCGCAUCAACGUAAUGGCACCGCCGCCCUACCAAAUGGCCAAUGUCCAGGGUCCCGUGCAACUGGUGCCCGCCUACUGGCAAUAGUCCAAUAUCCAACUACCAAGUCUUACAGUCGUACUGCCACUUCUCUCUAAGCAAAACUGUACAAAGUUGUAUGUUCUAGUAUGAUAUGCCGUUAACAAGUCGUAUGUUUUUUUUUUGUGACUAUACCAAUAAAAUAU